Molecule: messenger RNA, 1217 nt
Organism: Panthera uncia (snow leopard)
Lineage: Eukaryota; Metazoa; Chordata; Mammalia; Carnivora; Felidae
Gene: PHB2
Product: prohibitin 2
Exons: 8
Coding region: 278-1147 (289 amino acids)
Biological process (GO): mitochondrion organization
Cellular component (GO): mitochondrion; membrane
Source: RefSeq, a predicted model, not a curated record
GCGAUGGCUUGCAGUCUGGCGCUACCGAAGCCUCUCUGGAAGGGCAGGGUUCCAGAAAGGGGCUGGAAGUUCCGGCUGCGUAAUUUCUGUGCGCGAAGUUCGGGUCCUCGGCCCUGGGGAGGGUUUAGAAGGGAGCGCACUUCCGGUGCCCUUUCUCCCGCAAGCGCCGCGGGCCCCGGACCCUCGUGUGAAGGGGUGCGAUCUCUAAACUGGAGCAGGGUAGAAGCGGGCCGGCACCUGCUCCUGACCUCUGGUGCCGCCGGCCAUAGGAUCGGACAUGGCCCAGAACUUGAAGGACUUAGCGGGGCGGCUGCCCUCCGGGCCACGGGGCAUGGGCACGGCGCUGAAGCUGCUGCUGGGGGCCGGCGCCGUGGCCUACGGCGUCCGCGAAUCUGUGUUCACCGUGGAAGGCGGGCACAGAGCCAUUUUCUUUAAUCGGAUCGGUGGCGUGCAGCAGGACACCAUUCUGGCCGAGGGCCUUCACUUCAGGAUCCCCUGGUUCCAGUACCCCAUCAUCUAUGACAUUCGGGCCAGACCCCGAAAAAUUUCCUCCCCCACAGGCUCCAAAGACCUGCAGAUGGUGAAUAUCUCCCUGCGAGUGCUGUCUCGACCCAAUGCCAUGGAGCUUCCCAGCAUGUACCAGCGCCUGGGGCUAGACUAUGAGGAGCGAGUGCUGCCGUCCAUUGUUAAUGAGGUGCUCAAGAGUGUGGUGGCCAAGUUCAAUGCUUCACAGCUGAUCACCCAGCGGGCCCAGGUAUCCUUGUUGAUCCGGCGGGAGCUGACAGAGAGGGCCAAGGACUUCAGCCUUAUCCUAGAUGAUGUGGCCAUCACAGAGCUGAGCUUUAGCCGAGAGUACACGGCCGCUGUGGAAGCCAAGCAAGUGGCUCAGCAGGAGGCCCAGCGAGCCCAGUUUUUGGUGGAAAAAGCAAAGCAGGAACAGCGGCAGAAGAUUGUGCAGGCCGAGGGUGAGGCCGAGGCCGCCAGGAUGCUUGGAGAAGCCCUGAGCAAAAACCCUGGCUACAUCAAACUGCGCAAGAUCCGGGCAGCCCAGAACAUCUCCAAGACGAUUGCCACAUCACAGAACCGUAUCUAUCUCACUGCUGACAACCUUGUCCUGAAUCUACAGGAUGAAAGUUUUACCCGGUGAGACACCUACACAAGGGGUAUCACAGAGAGCAUGGGACCUGAGUCUGGUGGCUUGAAAGACCCAUUUCUGU